CUUAGUGGAAUGGAAGAAUCUACCUACAGUAACUCUCUCCUUAUAAAAUAGAAGGUUUUAUUUGCCAAGACAAGAAACACACAGAGAAGAUGGAAGAGAGUCGAGACAUGGCGGAAGAGACAGAACACACCAGAUUCUCCAGAGAUGUCCACAGGAUCAUCGUCUUCGUCAAUGGCGGCAUUCUCGGGUUUCUCCAGCUCACGAGCCAGGCAACCACCUCCUCUCUUCUCGAUUCCAGCCUCUGUUUCUGGUCCCUCGCUCUGAUCUCCAUCCUUCUCCGCCUCUCCGAAUUCAAACUCCGAACUCCGGUUUUCCGCCGCUUCGUCGGAGACAUGAGCCAUUUGUUCGGAUCUCUCGCUGCUCUCGUUCUCAUCUCUGUCGUUUGUUCCACCUUUGCUCUGGUCCUUCUUCCUGUCUGGUUCCUUCGGCUCUUCGUCGUCGUCUUUCUAGUUUUCAAAGAGAUCUUCGUCAUCGUUCCGGAGGCAAACCAGUCCCAUGCCGGUCCAACCGACCCGUAA
This is a messenger RNA of Tarenaya hassleriana, 518 nucleotides long. RefSeq lists its product as uncharacterized. Lineage: Eukaryota; Viridiplantae; Streptophyta; Magnoliopsida; Brassicales; Cleomaceae. Bases 90 to 518 code for a protein of 142 amino acids. The transcript has a single exon. The record is from RefSeq and is a predicted model, not a curated record.